AUGGUGAUGCUCCAUAUCGCACAGCUUCUAAAAGCUGCUCAAGAACUCAAGGCAAGCAUCGACUGUAUGCUGGCUCGGUCGUAUGAACAGCUUCAAUCGCCUAACAUGGCUCAUUUCUGGUGGAAGAAAUGGAAUAUGCUGCCUUCAAAUGACCGUGGUGAUCCCACGAAACCUGACGCGCGCUGUUGGGAUGCCAUGGCAGAUCGGUUGUUUGACGCAGAGCUUUAUGUGUUUGCAGCCGACUUUUACGCUCAAGCACUGGCAGCCGACGUCGAAAAACAGAUCGAACCAUCCAACCGCUUUCGGUAUCGCUAUCUUCUGUCGCUGUUAGCAUUUUCUCGAAUCCCAACUCGCACCGCCUUCCGUGGAAAGGUAUCUGCACUUUCAUCCACGUCUCAGUCCCCAACGAGAAAGCCGCGUACCAGCGAUCGUAACCUCCAAAACGUGAAGCGUACGAAGCCUGCUAGAAGGACAGGAUCGAGCAACAAUGCAUCAUCUGCCGAAGAGAAUCAACAGUUUCAGGGUGACCAGAAGGUGUCUUUGAUCGAAGAACGCUGCGAAAAUGUCAAGCUCACCGCUUCUGCAAAGAAGUCCAGCGAAUUCGACGAGCUCUCACCGAUGAAACGAAGGACCAGCGUUGUCAAACGUCUUCGAGUCAAGCGCGCCGAGCGCCCUGCGUCUGCGGGUGUUGAGAAGAUUUCUAGCGAUGAAGAACAAACCCUCACUCAAUCCUCCAGUACGAGCUUGUUGGACAUAUACCCCCUCAACUUACCGAGAGCAGAUAACUUCAUCGCGACAUGUGGUCGAGAGCCUGGAUUUGCCGAUCUCGACUUGAACGAGGUGGGGGAGUUUGCUCGUCUGGCUCACUACCGAGCACGCGUUCUCACCGGCAAACAUGCUGCUGUGAAGAAUCUGGAUACAACUGAAGUGAAACCUCAAUGGCUGCAAGAUGUCGAACGAGCAGCGGCCUUCAUUAAAACUCAUUGGCAACGGAACUUGGUUAGUGGCAAAGUGGUAGUCGAGGGCGACUCGGCUGCUCAUUUGUCUGAGGUUCACACCCGCUUGGUGCUUAUGAUCACUAAUCUAUGUCGGCAAUAUACUCGCGACCAUGGCGAGACUUCAUUUACUCGACGACUACGAGUGGUAGCCAGAAAGUUGAUUGAAUGGAAGUUCACACGCAUCUCCGAGGUCAUCGCUGCUCUGAACGACGCCAAGACUGUCGCUAUACAUGAAGAGAAACAGAGAAAUCUCGAGUUUUACCACGUUCACCGCGGUUAG
Messenger RNA from Phytophthora infestans T30-4, 1278 nucleotides. RefSeq lists its product as uncharacterized. Bases 1 to 1278 code for a protein of 425 amino acids. The record is from RefSeq and is a predicted model, not a curated record. NCBI's taxonomy places the organism in Eukaryota, Oomycota, Peronosporomycetes, Peronosporales, Peronosporaceae. The transcript has 4 exons.